Pyricularia pennisetigena is the source of this 993-nucleotide messenger RNA. RefSeq lists its product as uncharacterized. The transcript has 2 exons. Gene Ontology annotation, biological process: iron-sulfur cluster assembly. The record is from RefSeq and is a predicted model, not a curated record. The coding region runs from base 1 to 993 and encodes 330 amino acids. Gene Ontology annotation, molecular function: iron-sulfur cluster binding. NCBI's taxonomy places the organism in Eukaryota, Fungi, Ascomycota, Sordariomycetes, Magnaporthales, Pyriculariaceae. Gene Ontology annotation, cellular component: cytoplasm.
AUGUCGCCCGCGACCGUAACAAUCGACACGACGCCCGACUUCAGCAAUGGCGGCGCACCACACGCCACGCUCCUUCUGGCACCGCCUGCCAUGGCGGCGCAGCAGGACGCCAUGGCCGCCGCGCUGACGGACGCGGCCCCGCUCGGCAGCAGGCCGGAGCUCUACAUGCUGGACCGGCUCGCCGGGGGCCUGACGAACCUGGCGCCGGCCGCCUACGACCUCGUGCUCGUCCUCGCGUCCGGGCCGGACCCGCUGCUCUCGCGCCGCGAUGUGUUCGCGAAGAUCGCCGACGCCAUGAAACCCGGCGCCAAGCUACGCGCCCGCGACGGCUCGCCGCUCGAUGCCGCGGUCGCCAAGGAGGCCAUCCUGGCCGGGCUUGUCGAGAGCGCAGAGGGAGGCUACGAGAAGCCCGCCGAGGAGGAGGCGGCCGUGCCGCUGAGGUUCCUGAAGAAGAAGAACAAGGCCCCGUCGGCUGGCGAGGGUGGUCCUGUACAGAGCCCCGCCGUCGCUACACAAACGCCCGCGCCGGAGCCGGCUGCGGCUGCAAAAUCUCUACCAAACGGCGUGGUGAUGGUGGAUCUGAAUGACGACUUUGACGUGUCGGACGACGAGAUGAUCGACGAGGACGAACUGAUGACGGAGGAGGACUUGAUGCGACCAAUCCAACAACCCCCCGAGUGCGCCCCGAAGCCGGGAAAGAAGCGGCGCGCAUGCAAAGACUGUACAUGCGGCCUGGCCGAGCGCCUCGAGGCCCAAGACAAGGCGCGGCGCGACAAGGCCGACAAGCAGCUGCAGGAGAAAGCGGCGGCGCCCUUCAAGCUCGCGUCUGAGGACCUCAAUGAGCUCGACUUUACGGUGCAGGGCAAGACGGGCUCUUGCGGCAGCUGCGCUCUCGGCGACGCCUUCCGCUGUGCGGACUGUCCGUACAUCGGCCUCCCGGCGUUCAAACCCGGUGAGGAGGUGAAGAUACUCAACAACGUUGCGCAGCUGUGA